Nycticebus coucang (slow loris) is the source of this 891-nucleotide messenger RNA. RefSeq names its product protein ILRUN-like. Gene Ontology annotation, biological process: macroautophagy. Lineage: Eukaryota; Metazoa; Chordata; Mammalia; Primates; Lorisidae. The record is from RefSeq and is a predicted model, not a curated record. Gene Ontology annotation, cellular component: phagophore assembly site. Gene Ontology annotation, molecular function: ubiquitin binding. The transcript has a single exon. Bases 380 to 874 code for a protein of 164 amino acids.
ACCUGCAAGCAGCAAUUGGCGCCUAUUAUGACUUUGAGAGCCCAAACAUCAGUGUACCCUCUAUGUCCUUUGUUGAAGAUGUCACCAUAAGAGAAGGGGAGUCAAUACCUCCUGAUACUCAGUUCAUAAAAACAUGGCGGAUCCAGAAUUCUGAUUCGGACAGAGAAACACAGAACUGAGUCAUUUAAUAGCAUAGAUGCAAAAUUCUAGGAUCUAAACUUUUGACAUCAUAGAAGUAUUGGAAGCUUCAGAAACCUGAGCAGGAAACCUUGGAGGUUAAAGUGAAAAUUUGAAACUGUCCUUCCAAAGAUGGGCAGAGGCCUGGCCUCCAGGGGUUUGUCUUAAAUAUGUCGGGGGAGACCAGUUUGGACAUGUGAACAUGGUGAUGGUGAGAUCGCUAGAGCCCCAAGAGAUUGCAGAUGUCAGCGUCCAGAUGUGCAGCCCCAGCAGAGCUGGAAUGUAUCAGGGACAGUGGAGGAUGUGCACUGCUACAGGACUCUACUAUGGAGAUGUCAUCUGGGUGAUCCUCAGUGUGGAGGUGGGUGGACUUUUAGGAGUAACGCAGCAGCUGUCAUCUUUUGAAACAGAGUUCAACACACAGCCUCAUCGCAAGGUAGAAGGAAACUUCAACCCGUUUGCCUCUCCCCAAAAGAACCGACAAUCAGAUGAAAACAACUUAAAAGACCCUGGGGGUUCCGGGUUCGACUCGAUCAGCAAAAACACAUGGGCUCCUGCUUCUGACCAAACCGAGCAAGAUCAGAAUAGACUCUCACAGAACUCUGUAAAUCUGUCCCCCAGCAGUCACGCAAACAACUUAUCAGUAGUGACUUACAGUAAGGGGCUCCACGGGCCUUACCCCUUCGGCCAGUCUUAAACGGGUAUCAGCAAGAA